AUGACGUAUGGGGAUUAAAAUGCUCUGAUCUUUGUCCGAUUUUAGCUUUUGUACUGCACUCAGAAGUUGUUCAGUUGCCAAACUUUUGCCCUAUUGAAUACGGAACUGGCGUGGACCUGUCACUGGGUCUUUCAGUGGAGUUUUUGAUUGCUUGAUGACGGAAUUUCUUUGGACUGUUUAUUGCGAGAUUUCACCAGUAACUACAGAGCGAGGCCGUACUACCAGCAGAAGUUCCCGGGUGUAAAGUGUCAUUUCCCCCGCGUGUGGUUUUACGGUAGACACGCUAUCCGAGUAGUUAUUUCGCAACACUUUUCGAAGCUGAACUUGUUUUAUCUUCUUUGAUUAUUAGCAGUUCAAAUAAUAUGUAGUUAUUUUUUAGCGGAAUUGAACAUUGACAAUUUGGAUAUGAGGAUGGGAUGUAUUGCAUCGAUAGCAGCUGAUAGAAAAAACAGCAAGGUUCAACCAGUUCCUUCACCGAACACGUUAAGAGGUGAUCUCAUAUCUCGGGAUGAAGCAAGAAAUAGAAGGAACAAGUCGGUCUCAGAUCGCCAUGUUAAAGCCAACAAACUCGCACAGACGAUGGCCUAUAACACAUUAGCAGAGAAGGAGAUGAUGUCAACUACAUCAACAGAGAGAUCAUAUCGGUCAGGGCGAGGAUUCUUAAUUAACUCGGCUAUGAACGGCUCUACUAACGCAAGUGAAAGAGGAUCGUCUUCAACUCUGAGUGAAGGAUCAGAUCAACCAGCGCUCAAUGCUAGAAACAAAACCGAAAAUGCAAAAUCAAGUCUUCCUUUCGCCGUACCAGAAGAAGAGACUUCCAGAAACUCUAGCCUUCAAGGUCUACAGGACACCAAAGAUCAACAAGAAACUCAGGCUUCAGAUGUGAAUGGUUAUGUACCGCACUCAGUGGACAACAAAUGUGAAGACAAGAGUCCUGAAACAAACUCUCGAUCAAAUUUGAAUAUUCAUGAACAUGUCAAAGGUCAUGAGGAUGACUCCAAAGCUAGCCAGAAAAACAAUGAAAAGGACAAAAGACAUGUAAGAGUGAGAUUUAAUGACAGCCCUACAGAGGUCAAACCAGAGGUCAAAGUUGAAGAGGUCCGAGACUCUGAGAAUGAAAGGACUGAUGUUGCCGGCGAGCAGAAUGGCUCUGUGGGAAGCGGGACUUCUCCUAAUUGUCAGUCUGCUGGAUGAUUCGGUGUCAGAAGUGGGGUUGCAAUUUAGAGACCAUUACCCUAUAAACCUAGGCCAAAUUUCAUGGCUCUGCUUACCGCAAACAAAGAAUCAACGCAAACAGAAGCAGGGAAUUCUGCGCUAUUAUCAAACGUAUUUCACAGAUUAGCAGUUAGGGAACAAUUUCAUCCACCAUUUUUGCUGAGCAAAAUAUUUUUGCUGAACAGAAUGCUAAUAUUGAGGAGAAAAUGGCGACUUUUGAGUAUAGCAACUGACACAUUUUGCACAGCAAUUUGCUCUGCUAUACAAGGGAAAUCGUUCACUAGCAGGGAAUUGUACAUACCCCAAGUUACUAUGUACUUUCGCUUACACAAUGGUGAUAGUAAGGGCAGAAUUCGAUGGUAACUCAGAGCCAUGAAAUUGGGACCAGUAUGGUUAGUAAUAAAGUAUUACAUCAGAUUUAUUUAAGUAUUCAACAUCAAAUGUACAAUUUGGUUUUACACCGAUCGAGCAGGAUUUUUUUUUUUUUCACUUUAAUUUUAAAAUGUUGACAAGAGUCAUUUCCUUGUGGCUUGCACCAGAAGUUUGUUAGUUUUGUAAUUAUUUGCCGAAAAACAUUUCAGUUGGAGUAGAGUCUGAUGGUCUUGUUGUUUAAUAUGAACCUUGAGUCUGCAGGCACCCGUCUACUAAUAAUUAUUUAUUUCACACUUUCACUACAAUAGUAGCAUUUUUUUUCCGUUUAUCAAAACUCAACGCAGGAAUUAGUGUAUGAAUGCCAAAGAAGACACAAUUUCUACAUUUCUGUAUAUUUUGAACACAAGUAUUAAAUAUUUCACUCAGAGUAUGUCCGUUUGUAAUGAAAGUUCUUUUUUAUUUUGUUGACAAUAUUGUUUUCAAUCAAAGCAGUUUCGGGGAAAAAAAUGGCCCCUAAGUAUAGACCUUGGCAGUAUCAGCUUGUGAUUAUAAAUAUGCAAAUCAACUCCUGCAUAGAUGAAGAGACACGCCCCAAGCUCUCGUGAAUGUUGAAACGGUCGCAUGUUUACAUAACAACAAUCAAACGUACAGAGUCCAAGUAUGGCACAAUGCGACCGAACAAAUAAACGUCCCCUCAUUAUUUGAAUAACUCUGACAAAUAAUUACUCCGAAUAUGUAGAAAUGGCGCAAUACAUUUUAAUAAUGCCUUAGCAACACAGAUAUUAGGAAUUACUCGGUAAUCAACAAGUUGUCAUGUCAGGUGUUGCUAUGUAGAUGUGUUUGGGGUGUGUGAAUAAUUAAAUAUUAGACUUCAUCAAUUGUUGGUCAUUCACUACCAUGACGACUUAAUGAGCUGUGCCUAUCUGUCUCUAACAAGCAAAGUGUUAGAGAGGGAUGGACUGCUUAGACCAGUGUCGGCCUCGAUAGAUGACUUUGAGGUCAGGUUGGGGCGACCUCGUUAACAACUUAUUUGAUAUAUCAAUUUAUCAUUUAUCAACCAGGGCUCACGCUGGCAUGGCAACAAGGUGUCUACUGUGAAUUCUUUUUAAAAAAAAAUUAACAAAGAACCAACUGUACUUUAUAGUGUUGUAGGUCUCGAGACUGGGCCCAAUUUCAUAGACCUGCUUAACGGCUGAUUUUGUGCUUACUACGCAAGUUUCCAUUUCAUAACAUUGCUAACCAUUAGCACCUGGAAAGGUAUGCUAACCCUCCUAUGCUUACUGUAUGAAAAUAUGUGACAUACAAUGCAAAUCCAUGGUGAACGCGCAACCUGUGAAAUACGCUCGGGCUUGAGCAAAUUUUUCUGCUAAAGUUAGCUUCCAAUAAACAGCACUGUGAUAUUGGCUCAAGAGCGUCUCGAGACAAUCUCAAAAAUGAUUUUGUGGUUUUUGCGGAUGAGGAGGUCACGGUCUCGGACUUUAAGGUUACGACUUCAACACCGGUCGUCUCGGAGCUCUGUUUCAGCCAUGAACUACUGAAUUGGGCUUGUACCAGUCUCCAAAUAUCACGAUCUCUUUAAAGGCCGUGGACACUAUUGGUAAUUGUCAAAGACUAGCCUCCACAGUUGGUGUAUCUCAACAUAUG
Molecule: messenger RNA, 3231 nt
Organism: Asterias rubens (European starfish)
Lineage: Eukaryota; Metazoa; Echinodermata; Asteroidea; Forcipulatida; Asteriidae
Product: myb-like protein X
Exons: 4
Coding region: 406-1194 (262 amino acids)
Source: RefSeq, a predicted model, not a curated record